AUGACAGCAGUAAUGCCAUCGGCCAUGAACUGGGGCCAGCCGCCUCAACCCGACUACUCUUGGUCAGGUCCUCAAUACACCGCGUAUCAGCAAAUGACACAUUCACUGCCACAGUCCAUGCCAACAUCAUACAUGUCCAUGUCGACACCGGCUCACCAAGUGACCCAGCAACAGCACACGCGUCAACCCAGUCAAAGCGUCCCAUGGACCGAUGCCGAAGACGAGAUCCUGAUCGAAGCCAAGUCCAAAGGCCAAGGCUGGAAAGAAAUCGCAAAUUACUUCCCCGGAAAGUCGGACAACGCCUGUCGUAAGAGACACGAAAGGAUAACAUUCAAACGCAAAGCUGACAAGAACUGGGACGAUGCACGCCGCAAACGCGCUUUCCAGGCGUACACCGAUAGCACCAUUCGGGAACGAUUCUGGAGAGAGGUUGCUAAGAAGAUUGGUGAAGAGAGCUGGGAGGAUGUCGAGGAAGUUUGCUUCUCAGAAGGGCUCAAGAAGAUCCAAAAGGCCAAUCCCAAACAAUCACGCAGCAGGUCGAGAGCCAGCACUGGCAGUGUCGAAUACGAGCAGGCCACUGAGUUCGACGACAAGUCAUAUGCCGAGCACGAUGAUAGUGGGUACAUCGAGGACCUGCCUCCACUGCCGCCAACCAUGUCGAGUCGACGAUCCAGCCAGGCAGGUCCGAGCCAUCGACAUGGUCACUCACACUCGAUCUCACUGCCUGUGUCGGGCAUCUCGCCUCCGCACGUUAGUGGCGAUAUGCUCAUAGUCGGGCAUAAUCGGCCACGACAGCCCAGUACGCCGCAGCAUGUGUUGCACCCAUCGCAGCAGACCUGGAACCUUAAUCAGAACUAG
This is a messenger RNA of Cyphellophora attinorum, 858 nucleotides long. RefSeq lists its product as uncharacterized. The record is from RefSeq and is a predicted model, not a curated record. NCBI's taxonomy places the organism in Eukaryota, Fungi, Ascomycota, Eurotiomycetes, Chaetothyriales, Cyphellophoraceae. The transcript has 2 exons. The coding region runs from base 1 to 858 and encodes 285 amino acids.